AAGAGGGGGGGGGGCGUUCUGCAAUAAUAUAGUCAGCCAUUUUUUAUGCAAGGGGAUUUUUCUUAUUGGGGGGGUUGUUAAAAAAUAAAUAUAAGAGCGGCCAUCUUUGUUUCCCUGCCUUGUAGUGUAAAAUAUUCCAAAACGGCCCCCACUUUUUUCUGGUGUCGAUUUGAAUAUUAAAUAAAUAUCAUAAUUCCGGAGGGUUUCUGAUUUCGAGGACGGAGCCGAUGACAGGAAUAUAAUGUCCUCUCCUCUCCGGUCCUGUGAGGAAGACCAGGGCAUGUUGGUUCAUUCCGAGGGAGUGGAUUUUGAUGAAGAAGACGAGGACGACGGAGAUCUAGACGGGAACGCAAGCGACAUAAACUCGCCGGCGGCGCCUCGAGAAACUGCAACACUAGCCGCGCCAGUAGAGGAAGAAAGGGAAGCAUCAGACAGGGCCAGUCUAGGGAGGAAGAAACGAGGGCCCAAGAAGAAGGAGACAAAGAAGAAGGAGAAAGAGAAAGAAGGAAAACCGGUUAAAGCCAAAAAACGGAAAAAGAUUGAAAGUGAUGUAGAGAGAGACUCGGAGCGAGAGAGAGAUUAUGGUGAGAACUCCGACAGCGCAGCGAGUGACUUCUCUGGCGAGAAAAAGAAGAAGAAGAAACACAAGGAAAAGAAGGAGAAGAAAACCAAGAAGAAGAAAAAAGAUGAUGGGGACAGCACGCACGAGGAGACAACAAAGCCAAUAGAACAGAAGACGUCGGCCCAGCUGGCUAUGGACUGGGGUCUGGAGGAUGUGGAUCAUACAUUCACUGAAGAUGAUUACCGCACACUCACCAACUACAAAGCCUUCAGCCAGUCCAUGAGGCCCAUGAUCGCCAAGAAGAACCCUAAGAUCCCCAUGUCUAAGAUGAUGACCAUCCUGGGGGUUAAGUGGAGGGAGUUCAGCUCCAACAACCCCUUCAAGGGCUCCGGUGCUGCAGCCGUGGCAGCUGCAGCCGCCGCCGCCGCCAUCGCCGUCGCCGAGCAGGUCUCCGCGGCAACCCCAUCCCCGGAGCCGCCUCCACCCCGGAAGCAGCCCCAACCCCCACGGCCGCCCCCCCAGCCGCCACCCCCGCUCCGCAAGGCCAAGACCAAAGAGGGCAAAGGCCCUGGGUAUAAGAAGAGUCGCAGUAAGAGUCCUCGUGUUCUGGCUGAGAGGAAGAAGGCGGUGGCAGCAGCAGUAGCGGCUUCAGUAGCUAAAGCCAAGAAGAUGUCCCCCAUACGCAUAAAAUUGGGGGCCUUAGGCAACAAGAGGAAGAAGAGCAGCUCUAGUGGUGAUGAUGUUGAUGAGGAGGACUCGCUGCAGGAGGACUCCAGUGUCCACAGCUCCUCGGUCCGCUCUGACAGCUCCUCCCGGGUCAAGAAGAACAAGAGAGGACGUCCGGCCAAGAAGAAUAAGAAAAUGCUGGAUGAGGGUGAGGUGGAGGGGGAUGGUUAUGAGACAGACCACCAGGACUACUGUGAGGUGUGCCAGCAGGGAGGGGAGAUCAUUCUGUGUGACACCUGUCCUAGGGCCUACCACCUGGUCUGUCUGGAGCCUGAGCUGGAGAAGGCCCCCGAGGGCAAGUGGAGUUGCCCCCACUGUGAGAAAGAGGGGAUCCAGUGGGAAGCGAAGGAUGAGGACUUUGAGGAGUUUGAGGAGGAGAGUGAGGACAUGGUGGUACCAGAGGUACCUGGGGUUGGACUGCUGGUAGGACUGGAGGAAGAGGAGGAUGACCACAUUGAGUUCUGCAGGGUCUGUAAAGAUGGGGGGGAACUAUUAUGCUGUGACACCUGCACUUCCUCCUACCACAUCCACUGUCUCAACCCGCCCCUGCCUGAGAUCCCCAACGGAGAGUGGCUGUGUCCACGCUGCACUUGUCCUGCUAUCAAGGGCAGGGUGCAGAGGAUCCUCCACUGGCGAUGGGGCGAGCCCCCCGAUCCUGUACCCGCGCCCCCUGCCCCCGAUACCCCUCCUGAUGCUCCCCCACCACCCCCCAUGAAGGGCAGGGCUGAGAGGGAGUUCUUUGUCAAGCUGACCGGACAGUCCUACUGGCACUGUACCUGGAUCACUGAACUACAGCUGGAGAUCUUCCACUCGGUGAUGUUCCGUAACUACCAGAGGAAGACAGAUAUGGAUGAGCCUCCCAGUCUGGACUAUGGGUCGGGGGGAGAGGAGGAGAGUGUUAAGAGUGAGAAGAGGAGGCUGAAAGACCCAGACUAUGCUGCCCUGGAUGACAAGUUCUAUAAAUACGGCAUCAAGCCUGAAUGGAUGAUGGUCCACCGCAUCAUCAACCACAGUAUGGACAAGAAAGGGAUAUACCACUACCUGGUCAAGUGGAGAGACCUGACCUAUGACCAGUGCACAUGGGAGAGAGACGAUCUGGAGAUGCCAGAGUUUGUCAUUCACAAGGCCAACUACUGGGCACACAGGGAUGAGGUGAUGAAGGAGGCCCCAGACAUGCCGAGGAGGAUGAGGAGGAUGAGGAUGGAAGAGAGCGAAGACCCCCACAGAUCACCUGUCAACGACCCUACAAUAAAGUACGAGGAGCAGCCAGACUUUGUGACGGCGACGAGGGGCACUCUGCACCUGUACCAGCUGGAGGGGCUCAACUGGCUGCGUUUCAGCUGGGCACAGGGCACUGACACCAUCCUGGCAGACGAGAUGGGGCUGGGCAAGACUAUCCAGACCAUCGUGUUCCUCUACUCACUCUUCAAAGAGGGCCACACUAGGGGCCCGUUUCUGGUGAGUGCCCCCCUCUCCACCAUCAUUAACUGGGAGAGAGAGUUUGAGAUGUGGGCCCCUGACUUCUACGUGGUGACCUACACAGGUGACAAGGACAGCAGAGCCAUCAUCAGAGAGAACGAGCUGACCUUCGACGACACGGCCGUACGGGGAGGGAAGAAAACCUUCAAACUGAGGAGAGAAGCCCCUAUAAAGUUCCAUGUCCUGCUGACGUCCUAUGAGCUGGUGACGAUAGACCAGACCUCCCUGAAGUCUAUAGACUGGGCCUGUCUAGUGGUGGACGAAGCCCACCGCCUCAAGAACAACCAGAGCAAGUUCUUCAGACGUCUGAAUGACUAUACGAUUGACCACAAGCUGCUGCUGACUGGUACUCCUCUACAGAACAACCUGGAGGAGCUGUUUCACCUGCUCAACUUCCUCACUCCCAACCGUUUCAAUAAUCUGGAGGGGUUCCUGGAGGAGUUUGCAGACAUCUCCAAGGAGGACCAGAUCCAGAAGCUCCAUGACCUGCUGGGUCCCCACAUGUUGAGGAGGCUGAAGGCUGACGUCUUCAAGAACAUGCCGGCAAAGACUGAGCUCAUCGUACGAGUGGAACUAAGCCCCAUGCAGAAGAAAUACUACAAGUUGAUUCUGACGAGGAACUUUGAGGCUCUGAACUCUAAAGGAGGAGGUAACCAGGUGUCUCUACUCAACAUCAUGAUGGACCUGAAGAAGUGUGCCAACCACCCCUACCUCUUCCCCGUCGCCUCCAUGGAAGCCCGCAAGACGGCGAGCGGAGCGUACGAGGGCACGGACCUCACAAAGGCUUCUGGGAAACUGACUCUGUUGCAGAAGAUGAUGAGGAAACUGAAGGACCAGGGACACCGGGUGCUAGUCUUCUCACAGAUGACUAAGAUGUUGGACCUAUUGGAGGACUUCUUGGACUUUGAGGGUUAUAAGUACGAGAGGAUCGACGGAGGAGUCACAGGAGCUCUGAGACAGGAGGCCAUAGACAGGUUCAAUGCUCCUGGUGCUCCUCAAUUCUGUUUCCUGCUGUCCACCAGGGCAGGGGGUCUGGGUAUUAACCUGGCUACAGCAGACACUGUUGUCAUCUUCGACUCAGACUGGAACCCCCACAAUGACAUCCAGGCAUUCAGUCGCGCCCACCGCAUCGGGCAGGCCAACAAGGUGAUGAUCUACCGUUUCGUGACCCGUGCCAGUGUGGAGGAGCGCAUCACCCAGGUGGCAAAGAGGAAGAUGAUGCUGACCCACCUGGUGGUGAGGCCCGGCCUGGGCUCCAAGGCUGGAUCCAUGUCCAAACAGGAACUGGACGACAUCCUCAAGUUCGGCACCGAGGAACUCUUCAAGGACGAGAUCGAAUUCCUCUCACCACCACGUAUGUCCACUCUCUCUCCCCUACGCUGUCCAGCGGGGGACAACAGGGAUGAUGAGGGCAGUGUGAUCCACUACGACAGCUCAGCCAUCGAGAGACUGCUGGAUCGGAGCCAGGACGCUACAGACGACACAGACAUGCAGAACAUGAACGAAUACCUCAGCUCCUUCAAAGUGGCCCGCUACAUGGUUCGAGAGGAGGAUAAGGUUGAGGAGGUGGAGCGUGAGAUCAUUAAGCAGGAGGAGUGUGUGGACCCAGAAUACUGGGAGAAGCUGCUGAGACAUCACUAUGAGCAACAACAGGAGGACCUGGCUAGUAAACUGGGCAAGGGCAAGAGGAACCGCAAGCCUGUCAACUACAACGACGCAGCACAGGAGGACCAAGAGUGGCAUGCUGGUAUUUCAGAUAACCAGUCCGAGUACUCUGUGGGCUCUGAGGAGGAGGAUGAAGACUUCGAUGAGAGGCCAGAAGGUUCUCGCCGACAGUCCCGUCGGCAGAUGAGGAACGAGAGAGACAAGCCACUUCCCCCCCUGUUGGCCAGAGUAGGAGGAAACUUGGAGGUAUUGGGCUUCAACACGCGCCAGAGGAAAGCCUUCCUAAACGCGGUGAUGCGUUGGGGCAUGCCCGCACAGGACGCCUUCUCCUGCCAGUGGCUGGUCAGAGACCUGAGGGGCAAGAGUGAGAAGGAGUUCAAGGCGUAUGUCUCCCUGUUCAUGCGUCACCUGUGUGAGCCCGUGGCCGACGGUGCCGAGACGUUUGCCGACGGCGUGCCGAGGGAGGGCCUGUGUCGGCAGCCUGUGCUCACCCGCAUCGGGGUCAUGUCCCUGGUCAAGAAGAAGAUCCAGGAGUUUGAGCACAUCAAUGGGCGGUGGAGUCUUCCAGAACUGAAGCCAGAGAUGAAGCCAGAGGCCCUGAGACCAGAGGUCAGUGUGUCUUCUUCCUCCAGAGCCUCCUCCCCUGGGGGGACCAUGAAGACCGCUACGCCCACCCCUGACCCCAGCUGUACCUCAGACAACACCCCCUGCACCUCAAAACCAGCUACCCCUGCUCCGUCGGACAAACUAGAGAAGAACGGGAAAGAUGGAGAGAAGGAAGAGGAAGAUGAGGAGGGUAAGGCCUCAUCUGAGCCAGAGAAAGAUGGCGAGAAGGAGAAGGACGAGGGGAAGGAGGAAGAGAGCAACAAGAGUGCAGACCCUGAAGAGCCUCCAAUCUCUACCAAAGAAGCACUACAAGAAUUAUCCCCUUGCACAACAACAGACAAGGAAGAGAAGGGUACAAAAGAGGAGGAGGAGGGGAAAGAAACCAAAACGACUGACACCCCUCCGGCCCUAGUGGAGGAGAAGAAAGUUGAGGAGGAGAGUAAGGAGGAGGGGUCUUCCGGAGAAACAACUAAGCAAGGGUCGGAGGUCAAAGAUGAGAAACCAGGUAGUGUAACACUCUCGCCUGGAGAGAAGGUGGAGGAGGAGAAAGAGAAGGUCAACAACAAGGAAAAAGACAUGGAGAAGAGUGAGGAGGCCCCUGUCCUCACAGAAGGGCCAGACAACAUGGAAAGGAUGGAGCGACAGCAACCCUCUGACGUGAUGAAAGAGGAAGUAAAAGGUGAAAAGGAUGCUGGGAAAGAAGUGGCGAAGGAGGAGGUUGCCAAAGAUGCCUUGCCGAAACCCCCCAUCACCCCCCCCGAGCGACGGCGCUUCAUGUUCAACAUCGCUGACGGGGGCUUCACGGAGCUGCAUACACUGUGGCAGAACGAGGAGCGGGCGGCCAUCUCCUCCGGGAAGAUGAAUGAGAUCUGGCACCGGCGACACGACUUCUGGCUGCUGGCGGGAAUCGUACUUCAUGGCUAUGCACGGUGGCAGGACAUCCAGAACGAUCCCCAGUUUGCUAUCGUCAACGAGCCCUUCAAGUCGCAUGCCAACAAGGGCAACUUCCUUGAGAUGAAGAACAAGUUCCUGGCCCGCCGCUUCAAGUUAUUAGAGCAGGCCCUGGUGAUAGAGGAACAACUGAGACGGGCAGCCUACCUGAAUAUGACCCAGGACCCAGUCCACCCCGCCAUGGCGUUGAACGCCCGUUAUGCCGAGGUGGAGUGUCUGGCCGAGUCCCACCAACACCUCAGCAAGGAAUCCCUGGCCGGGAACAAACCGGCCAACGCCGUGCUGCAUAAAGUGCUGAACCAGUUAGAGGAGCUGCUGAGCGACAUGAAGGCUGACGUGACACGGCUCCCCGCCACGCUGUCCCGGGUCCCGCCCAUCGCCGCACGCCUGCAGAUGUCAGAGAGGAGCAUCCUCAGCAGGCUGGCCAGCAAGGGCACUGACACACACCCGCCCCCGACCAUCCCUCCAGGACCCUACGCCACUCCUCAGAACUUUGGGCCCCCCUUCACCCCCACCCCCCCGGGAGUCUUACCCAUGGGAGGAGCCAACUACAGCCAGAUGCCUCCUGGAUCCUUCGUAUCAGUGUUGAACGGUCCUGUGUCAGUGAAGAAGGAGAGGGAAGCAGAGCAGCUCCUGAGCAGGAGAGACCAGCGCCGUGGAGAGGUCAUCUGUAUCGACGACUGAACAACAUCACUCACUGACCGCACACACACACGUCCACAUAAACACACACACAUCAACAUAUACACACACACACAUCAACAUAUACACACACACACACCAACACAGAACACACGUAGUACAGUAUCCACACUCCGCAGACUGACACUCCCUAUGAAUACACACUUGUGGUCCAUGCUGUCACGUACAUACUCACCUGCUCAAUCGCUUGUUGUCUGCCUCAAACCAACCAAUACUCCUCACAAGCAGCCUACUCAUAGAAUACCUCCCCUCCAGAACAGUAUGGUUCUGUAAUCUAGAACCUCCCUCUAUCCUAGCAUCGCUCACAGACCCCCCCCCCCCAUACCUAGAACUAAUAACUGCUACCACACCUGACCCUUGACCUUUGACCCCCCCCAGGGGUCGCUCCAGUGACAUGAAACUGCAUGAUAUAACAUUGUGAAGAUUUUGCUCUUGACACUAUUCCUGCCAUUCGUCCUGAGAAGCAUGCUGUGCUAAAACUCACACAAAAAAUGGCGUUAUCAUGCAAGCUGUGCCUACAGUAUUUAUUCUAGUGCUGGUUUUAUCUCCGAAGCUUGCCGAAAACCAUUCAUCAAUCGCCCCAUUGGAGAAUUGAAUGAGUGAAGUAUUACAGGACUCGGGGCUGUGGAAACUCUCAGCCCAUUUCCCUUUCAUGUUGACCUGAUUGUACAUGUAGAAAAACUGAAAUGUCAGUCAGUCCAACCCAACUUAGUAUUAUGUUGACUGUAUGAGUUAUAGCUGGUAUGCCAGAGGAUGUUCUUACAGACCAGGGUGAACAGUUUAUAUCUUUGGUUUUGAUUGGGAUGGGAGGUCCCAGUGCUUGUUCAGGAUAGGCCUCACUCAUAGAACUGGUCAUAACCUUUCAUAGGCAAGUCAUACAGUGUUGACCACCCUCAACUACAGUCCUCUCCCCUUGCUCUUUGACCCCCUACGUAGAGCUUACACAGUGCUUUCUGAAAGUAUUCAGACCCCUUGACUUUUUCCACAUUUUGUUAGGUUACAGCCUUAUUCUAAAAUUGAUUAAAUUGUUUUUUCCCUCAUCAAUCUA
Salvelinus namaycush (lake trout) is the source of this 7739-nucleotide messenger RNA. RefSeq names its product chromodomain-helicase-DNA-binding protein 3-like. NCBI's taxonomy places the organism in Eukaryota, Metazoa, Chordata, Actinopteri, Salmoniformes, Salmonidae. The coding region runs from base 242 to 6673 and encodes 2143 amino acids. Gene Ontology annotation, cellular component: NuRD complex; chromatin; nucleus. The transcript is spliced from 39 exons. Gene Ontology annotation, biological process: chromatin remodeling; negative regulation of transcription by RNA polymerase II. The record is from RefSeq and is a predicted model, not a curated record. Gene Ontology annotation, molecular function: ATP binding; DNA binding; ATP-dependent chromatin remodeler activity.